UUACUCCCCUUCCGUCUGCUCUUCUUCCCAUAUCUCUCUACCCCUUCUCUACCUCCCGCUUUUCUCUCCUUCUCCUUUCACUAUAUCCCCUCUCAUUUCACUGAUAUCCUUGCAUGCCCAUCUCCACUGUAACUCCCGUCUGCUCUCCUCCCCUCCCGUCUGCUAUUCUUACCUCCCUAUCUCCGCUCUCCUACCUCCCUUCUAUCCUUCUUCCUUCCCCCUCCCUUCUUCCCGCUCCCCUCAUCCUUCUCACUACAUCCCUUCCCAUUUAAUAGCUAUCUCUUCUCCUCCCCUCUCCUUCCCUUCCUCCACUCCACCCUUCUUUCAUUUAUA
Messenger RNA from Meloidogyne enterolobii, 333 nucleotides. Lineage: Eukaryota; Metazoa; Nematoda; Chromadorea; Rhabditida; Meloidogynidae. The record is from the annotation of a GenBank genome assembly.